GUGUGUCGGUGUGUCAGCGACACACGGAGACGUGCAAGGCGGGGCCCCGGGCGACUACAGCGGGGCCACAACAGGAGGACGUGUCGGUGUCACGACAGGACGGUGUUCAUUGUGUAUUCUGUUGUUAUCACUUCGCUUCACGUACACACACACACAUUUGUAACACUUCCGUUGUGAAACACAACAAGAUCUGAAGCUGACGUUCACUAAUAACAUGCCCAUAGCUGUAGGUGGUUCCUUCUCAUGCUAUUCAACCUGCACCUGACCGCCAAGGUACAUCUCUCUGCUCCUCUACGAUUGGACAUUUCCAACCAGUGGGAGGAGCCAGAUGCGGGUAUGUCCACCUAGACAAGAAAAGGUCAAACAGAAAAGAGUGAAGCAAAACAGAAAAUCCAAGAGAAGCUACGACCUGAGAAGGUGAAAGUGUUUCCAGAUACAGACGUGAAGAAUGGGCGUCAUGAAGUGGCUGACCAUUUUGGUCUCGUUAGGCAUAUGCUCACAGGCUGUGACAGCAUCAGGCGUCCAGCUGUCCGUGUUCUCAGUAACAUCCAAGACUGCGAUUCUCAGAUGGACCCGGGUCUCGGGAGCGAGUUCGUACAAGAUCCUGGUCGCCACCAAAAGUUCACCCAGCAGCAUCAUCGCUUUCUCCACGUUUGGUCCAAACACUGUGAUGGGCUCCAUCAACUCUCUGUCCCCAAACGUCAACUAUGUCUUCACUUUCCAGGCUCAGGACCAAAAUCAGCAAAUACUGGGCAACGCAUCAGUCGAGUCAUCAACAGCCCCUGAGAGGAUGGAACCCAUCCACACAGUGAAGCCGAAGGACAGCAGGACGUUGAUGGUGGACUUCAGCCCGAGCACCGGCGCCACUCAGUACGUCGUACGUGUCGAGACGUCCAGUGGCUUCUUCAGAGAGGACACGGUGUCCCCCCCCCCCGCCGAGAUCCAGUCCCUCACUCCGUACACCGAGUACACGCUCAGCAUCAUGGCAGUGAACGCAGGAGGCAGCAGCCAGCCGUCUCUGCCUGUGACUGCAAAGACAGUUUUGCCUCCUCCUCAGCCCUCCGCCUCCUCCCUCAGCAACGACAGCAUCACUGUGUCCUGGGCUCCGGUGGCUCAAGCCGCCCAGUACACCCUGUCCGUGUACAAGUUUAAUUCAAGCACCAGCAUGAAGUACAACACCUCCAGCACCAAUCUGACCAUCUCGGACCUGGAGGCCGGCUCGCUCUACGUCACCAGGGUUUACGCCUGGGACAUCGAGGGCCGCAAGGGAGACGGCAGCUUGUACAUCAACCAGACAACACGAUCUCCCACCCCCUCUGCUGUCAACAUCUCCGUGGGGAUGGGUAGCGGUGUGGCCGAGCUCUCUGUGUCCUGGGAGGUCGGUCCGGAGGUCCACGGACCUGUAGAGUAUCUGGUGACGAGCGACCAGAACCUCACGUGUAACUCCACAUCCAGCUCCUGCAUCCUGUCUCCAGUGAGCUGUGGACAGGUUCACACCAUCCAGGUCACCGCCUCCAACGAGGGCGGGUCCAGAACCCUGUCCCAGCCCGAGGUCUUCAUCACCUUCCCCUGCCCACCGGAGGCUCUGGCCCUGGAGGAGGUGACUGACGGAAACUGCUCUCUGACCUGGAACACGGUGCCUCACGCUGACGGCUACAUGGCCUUCAUCAAGAGAGGCGAGGGUGGGGAAGAGAUCUGCAACACCAGCAGCAGCAACUGCACCUUCCACUGCCAGUGUGGCUACACCUACCUGGUGUCUGUGCUCGCCUUCAACCAGGCCGGCACCAGUCCUCCAGGAGACAGAUUCAACUACACCACCUUGCCCUGUUGUCCAGAGGGUGUGUCCAUCUCUGCGGUGAGCACAGACACUCUGGAGAUCAUGUGGACGGCUUCUCGGGGGGCGGAGAUGUACCAGACCCGGGCCGCGGACAGUUCAGAGGUCAUCCUGUGCAACGACACGGCGCCGGUGUGCGCCCUCUCCGACCUCCACUGUGACCGGGCCUACAGCGUGGUGGUGACCCCCUGCAACGACAUCAGAGGCUGCAACCGUGGAUGCAAAGCUCACACCAAAGACACAGCUCCCUGCAUGCCCAUGAACACGAUGCUGAACGUGAAGAACUCCUCCUGCGUGGGUGUCAGCUGGACAGCGAACAACAGAGCCGUCAAUUACACCGUCAGCGCGGUGGGAGUCGACGGAGCACGCACCUGCACCACCACAGGAAGCAGCUGCGACCUCGGUGACCUUCCCUGUGGCUGCACAUUUGAAGUCAGUGUCAUCGCACACGGCGUCGCAGGGCGGAGUUUACCCAGCUACUCUGAAACCCUGGAGACAGAACCGUGCUGCCCGGUGAACCUGACGGUGGCCCAGGUGACCCAGGCCAUGACCAACGUCUCCUGGUCUCAGGCCAAAGGGGCUCAGUCCUUCAUCAGCUCUCUGACCUCGCCGCGAGGCCACGCCCGCUGCCACACACAGGACCCGCACUGCCUCAUGGGAUGCAUCACCUGCGGCACCAACUACACCGUCACCAUGGAGGCGUUCAGCCACAGCGGGCGCCAGGCCAAGUGCACCUAUCAGGGCUUCUCGUCCAGUGCGUGCUGUCCAUCAGGGGUCAGGCUCUACAGGACGGCAGGGAACUCCAUGCGCUUGUACUGGCGCAGCUCAGGCAGCAGCCACAGCCACCAGGCCGAGAUGGUGGGAGGCAGCAACAACUACACCUGCUCUGCAUCACCCGGGGAGAGCAGCUGUGAUGUUGGCAACGUCCAGUGUGGAGACGUGUACCACGUGGUGGUGGCUCCGCUCGCACCAGGGGGCAGCAGAGUGCUGUUCUGCGCUCAGAGAAUUUACUCAGUAACUUGCUCAGACAACAACAUCGGCACAGUGCUUUACAGAGGGAAGAGAAGUGUGGACUAGCACAUGCCUCGACACGCAGACAUCUCACCUUCUUCUUCUUCCUCCUCCUCUUCCUCCAGCGUCAUCCUCGCUCAUCCUGAUGGCGCCAGGCUGAAAAAUAAAUAGAAGAACAACUGUUUUUCCAGAUAAACAUUUAUAAUCUGUUCUUCAAGAUACAAAGUGAUGAUGAACUGAAUGUAACAACAGAAGUACACUUUAAUGUGUGCGGUGAAAGAAAGUUGACAAAAGAGAAACAAACUUAUCCACAAAGAAACAAAACUAAAUUUGCAUUCUGUCCUGAUGAAGCUGUGACAGGUCGAUUUUAUCCCAAAUAAAUGAUCUAACUGAACAGUAACAUUUUCUCAACUGACAUUUUGAAUCUGCUAUAAAACUGGGGGCCCUUUUUUAAAGAAGUAUUAAUUUGAGAAUUGACCAAAUUGAAAUAAACAUUUUAGCUACAACCCUAAGUUAGAAACCUCCUGACGACCGGUGACAGGAUGAAUCAAACAUGUGUCUCUGUGGUUGUUUAACCCUGAUGCAUGUUUCUACUAAUAAAAUAAUUCCC
Molecule: messenger RNA, 3455 nt
Organism: Pleuronectes platessa (European plaice)
Lineage: Eukaryota; Metazoa; Chordata; Actinopteri; Pleuronectiformes; Pleuronectidae
Product: fibronectin type III domain-containing protein 7
Exons: 15
Coding region: 449-2911 (820 amino acids)
Molecular function (GO): protein binding
Source: RefSeq, a predicted model, not a curated record